AUGGCUGCAAGAGGGCAUAUUCCACCAAAUUUAGAAGGGCGUGCUAUCCAACCACCUGGGAUGAUGCGUCAUGGUCCAUUUCCUGCUGGGCACCGGACGUUGGAACCACUCCCUCAUCCGGAUCUCUUAGAGAAUACAAUUGCUGCUCAGGCUGCGGACAUUGAACAGCUUGCAGGGGAUAAUAAUAGACUUACUACUAGUCAUGUGGCCUUGAGGGAGGACCUUGUUGCUGCUCAGCAGGAAGCACAAAGGCUCAAGGCACAUAUUAGAAGCAUCCAGACAGAAAGUGAUAUCCAGAUCAGGGUUUUGCUGGAUAAAAUUGCAAAAAUGGAAAAAGACAUUAGGGCUGGUGAGAACUUGAAAAAGGACCUCAAACAGGCACAUGUGGAGGCACAGAACUUGGUCAAAGAAAGACAAGAGCUUGCCACAAAAAUCCAACAGGCUUCACAGGAGCUGCAGAAAAUCCACACCGAUGUAAAGAGUCUACCAGAUUUGCAUGCCGAGCUGGAGAAUUCGAGGCAGGAACUCAAGAGGUUAAGAGCUACAUUCGAGUAUGAAAAAGGCUUAAAUAUAGAGAAGGUGGAGCAAAUGCGAGCAAUGGAACGGAAUCUCAUAGGGAUGGCAAGAGAAAUGGAAAAGUUGCGCAUUGAUGUCCUGAAUGCUGAGACCAGAGCACGUGCUCCAAACCGAUAUGUUGGUGGCUAUGCAAAUCCUGAUGUUUCAGGCCCACCCCCUGUACAGGGUGGUGGCACCUAUGUUGAUGGAUAUGGGAGGCCUCUUGUUCACAUUGGUGUCAGGCCUGCAGGGGAUGGGAUAAUUCCUUACAGCAGUAGCAAUGGUCCAGUGUCCAGUGUUGGGUUUGGUGUUGCAGCAAUCUCUACUACUGGUGGUGUUGCUCACUGGGCAGGGCCUUUUGAUCCUUCACUUGCUCGGAGUGCCUCAAAUGUUCCAUCAGUUGCAACAAGUGAACAUGCGUGUCUGAUGACGUCUUCCUCAGAGGCUUUUGCUACCUAA
Dovyalis caffra is the source of this 1014-nucleotide messenger RNA. The record is from the annotation of a GenBank genome assembly. Lineage: Eukaryota; Viridiplantae; Streptophyta; Magnoliopsida; Malpighiales; Salicaceae.